Conger conger (European conger) is the source of this 10780-nucleotide messenger RNA. Its product is annotated as xin actin-binding repeat-containing protein 2-like. Lineage: Eukaryota; Metazoa; Chordata; Actinopteri; Anguilliformes; Congridae. Gene Ontology annotation, biological process: actin filament organization; actin cytoskeleton organization. The transcript is spliced from 10 exons. Bases 352 to 10602 code for a protein of 3416 amino acids. The record is from RefSeq and is a predicted model, not a curated record. Gene Ontology annotation, molecular function: actin filament binding. Gene Ontology annotation, cellular component: stress fiber; focal adhesion.
UCAGAGCUGAGUUGGGCUCAUUGCUGAGGAAGGAAGGGACUGGGUUCUGGAAUGUUCUUACAAAGUGUGGUGAAAUCCCAUGGAUUAACUAUUCAGAAAUACAAAAAAGUGUGGACCCCCUGGACUGGAAUUUAAGCACACAGAGCUGAGAGAGGUUCCCACACUCCCACAACCAGAGGAGCACCAGCCACCAACCCGAAAGACCUGAAACCAACCCGACAGCACAACCAAGACCUCAGCCAGUCUGCAGGCAGCGUGAACAGACCCAGGACAGGACUUCCUGAGGACUCUGACACAACAGGAGCUCACUCUGAGGAGGCUGAGAACAUCCCUCUAAAGGAACGUGUGGCCAUGUACCAGGCAGCUGUCUCCAAAACGGACGGUCCAGGCUCCUCCAGUGAGCUUAUGGACGAGAGCAUGGCCUUGCCAGGUGGGCUCACCAGUGUGAAGAGACAAUUUGAGAGCCAGGAAGUGUCGUCUUCGCAAAGCACCGUCACCCAGUUCCACUUCAAGCAAAGAUCUGUGCAGGAUGUGUCGAGCUCAUCACAGGUGACAGGGCGGAGCAGUGGCAAAGAGGUCUUUUCUUCCUCUCAGCAGGUGUCUCUCCUCAAAAAUGAAAAGGUCUCACAUAAUCAGAGCGUUCACCAUGGCAACCUGACCUCCAGCUAUGAAAACCAUUUUGAUGAAAUGGUUGGUGAAGACUCUGCAAAGGUUUCAACACAGACAUUGAAGGAGCAGUUUGAAAAAACCAUUGAGGAGUCGACUCCAAAACAAAUAAAGAUCGAUCUCAAUUACAGCCAGUGGGAUCCAGCUGUAAAUGUUAUGUCCCAAGCUUCUGUAAAAAAGAGGUGUGAAACAUCCAAGGCUAUCAAAAUGGAGGGGGGAGUCACUGCUUCUGCCUAUGGAAGCGUGGCACACUUCCCUCCCCCAUCUCCAGAGCACUGCCACUCACCAGAGCUUCCAGAACCAACCUGCACUCCCAAGUAUACAAUGAACAAGGAGCAGUACUCCAAACAAAGAAACCUCUAUGAGCUGAAGCGCCUUUACAAGCACAUCCACCCAGAGGUGCGGAAAAAUCUGGAACGGGACAUUUUCGGCGAAGUGACAGACCAGUUGGAGGGUGGGGAGGAGGAGAUGGGCGAUGUCCUACAGGCUAGGUAUGCAUUUGAGAACACAGGAAGCAGUCCCAACAAGAGUAUGAGCCCAGAACGGGAGUACUUGGAGUGGGACGAGAUCCUCAAGGGGGAGGUUCAGUCCAUGCGCUGGAUGUUUGAAAAUAAACCCCUUGAUUCAAUUAAAGAUGAAUCUCUAGAUGAUGAUGACAACACUAAAAACAUUGCCCAGCAGGAAAUAAUAGCGGGCAAUGAUGUCAGGUACACAGCAUGGAUGUUUGAGACACAGCCUAUUGACACUUUGGGCACAGAAACCCCUGACUCCGUUAAACAGGUAAAAGGAUUCCCUGAGUUGGCAAGAGGAGAUGUGCAAACUGCCACCUGGCUGUUUGAAACCCAGCCUUUAGACACUCUCAAUAAGAUACAUCAAGAGGAAACCCAGGAAGCAGGCUACACACAAAACAUUACUGGAGGGGAUGUUAAAACUGCUAGGUACCUGUUUGAAACACAGCACUUGGACUCUUUGGGACACACUGAAACCAUUGACGAAAGCCACUUCCUGAAUCUUAAAUCAGAACUGGAAGAAAUCAAAGGUGAUGUUAAGAUGACAACCAAGUUGUUUGAGACACAACCUAUGUGUGUUAUCCGAGGAGACUCGGGUGAGAUGCUAGAGAUUACAACUAUACGUAGGGAGGAAAUGGAGAAAGGGGAUGUCAAAACCUCACGCUGGCUCUUUGAAACCCAACCCCUGGACCUAAUUAAUAAGGAUCCUAGUGAAGUAAAGGUGGUUUGUGGUGUGUCAAUGGAGGAUAAUUACAAGGGUGGUGUGAAUUUGGGAAGAUGGCUGUUUGAGACAAAAACUUUAGACAGCGUCAAUUAUGAAGAAUGGCAAAGCUCUAAGCUAGAAAAAGAAGAGAUCAUUGGAGCUGAUGUACAAAAGUAUCGCUGGGCCUUUGAGACUCAGCCAAUGGACACUUUGAAAGACAAUGCAAAUGACCGACCAGUACCCACAGAAGCGAUUUUAGGGGGUGAUGUGCGAUCAGCAAGGCAUUUAUUUGAAACCGUUCCAAUGGAGGCUUUGAAGGAUAGUCCCGAAGUUGGUAAACUUAAAACGGUAGUUGCAUCCGAAGAGGAAAAAGGGGAUGUGAGACAUCAGAGGUGGAUCUUUGAGAGCCAACCACUUGAAAACAUCAGAGAAGAGAAGAAGGAGUUCACACGGACUGUGGAUCUACAAAAAUUUGAUAAAGGAGAUGUAACAAACUAUAAGGAAAGAUUUGAAACUAUGGACUUAAGCCGAUGUGAUGCAACUCAAAAAAUACAAGUUGAAGGUGUCACUCGUGGGUCUGUGAAAUCAAACAAGGAUCUUUUUGAGUCUACACCCAUGUAUGCUAUGCAGGACAGCUCUGGCCAUUACCAUGAGGUAAAAACAGUGCGAAGGGAAGAGAUAGUUGAAGGAGAUGUCAGAAGUUGCAAAUGGAUGUUUGAAACAAAACCAAUUGACCAGUUUGACGAAAGUUUAAAGAAUUUCCAGAUUAUCAAGGGGAUAUCCAAACAAGAGAUUGAAUCUGGUGAUGUGAAAACAGCAAAGUGGCUUUUUGAGACGCAGCCUCUUGAUUCCAUUAAAUAUUUCAGCAAUGUUGAUGAUGAAGAGAUUGUGACUAAGGAAGGCUUUGAAAUUGUCAAAGGGGAUGUCAAAACAUGCAGGUGGCUGUUUGAGACUCAACAAAUGGAUGCACUGUAUGAGAAGGAAGUGGUGAACAAAAGUGAAGAUGAGGAAAUUCACAAAGGCGAUGUGAAAACCUGCACUUGGCUCUUUGAGACACAGGCAUUGGAUACCCUCAGAGAUGAUUCUGAAACUAUCCUAAAACCCUGCACAGUCCAACAGGAGGAUGUCCAAGGAAAAGAUGUUAGCAUGGCCCGUUUUCUUUUUGAAACUGAGAACCUUGAGAACAUCACAGGGGAAGAAGGUGGCUCUUUUAAGAGGGUCACUGAGAUCGAUAUUCAAUCUGGAGAUGUAUCCAGAAUGAAGUUCAUAUUUGAAAACCAGUCUUCUGAUAUAGUGACAUCAACCUCUGAGGAAAUCAUGCAAAAGCUAAAGGCCACUCAGGCUGAGGAAAUUCAGAAAGGCAAUGUGGUCAACUGUAAGUGGUUAUUUGAAAAUCAACCAAUAGAUGCCAUCUGUGAGAGUACUGAGGAACCCAAGAAUACCCGUACUGUGACUGACAUACAAGGAGGCAAUGUUGACAAAGGACGUUUCAUUUUUGAGACCACUUCAUUAGAUAAGAUUCAGGAUUCCUCUGAAACAGAAAUCGGAAGGGUUCUGACGAUUAGUCGUGAUGACAUGGAGAGGGGUGAUGUAAAAAACUACACUAUGCUGUUUGAAACACAGCCAUUGUAUGCAAUCCAAGAUAAAGAGGGCCAUUAUCAUGAAGUUACUACUGUCACCAAAGAGGAAACUAUGCGGGGUGAUGUAUUGGGUGCAAGAUGGCUUUUUGAAACCAAGCCUCUUGAUUCAAUAAAGGACAGUGAGGAGGUAUAUGUCAUUAAAGCUGUCACUGAAGAGGACAUUCAGAAAGGAGAUGUGACCUCAGCCAGGUGGAGAUUUGAAACACAGCCUCUUGAUAAAAUUGCAGAGGACGUGAAAGUCUCCAUUAAGACCAUUGAAGAUAUUCAAGGGGGAGAUGUCAAAUCAAACAAACAACUUUUUGAGUCUGAUGAGCAAUCGCAAAAGUACAUCAGAACAGUUAGUGUUAGCGAAAUCCAAAAGGGUGAUGUUAGGACUGCCACUUGGAUGUUUGAGACACAUACAAUCGACAAUAUUCGUGGUGAAGGCUCAGAGUAUGAUCAGAUGGAGACGGUGACAAAGGAAGAGGUGUUGAAGGGAGAUGUUAAGCAAUCAGUGUGGCUCUUUGAAAAAGAAUCCCUGGAUCACAUAAACCAAUCAGAAACUAAUGUGAUAACCCGAGAGGAAAUUCCAGAGGUGGAUGUUAAGACAACAACAUGGCUUUUUGAAACAACCCCCUUCCAUGACUUCAAUGAAAGCAGUCUGGAUAAAACUGAAAUUGUAGGUAAAAGUAUUAAAGAAACACUUGAAGAAUUGUACUGUCAGAAAAUGGUAAAUUCACAAGGCAUACUGUUAGAGGCUGAUGAGAUUGGUGAUGUCAGAAUGGCCAAGUACAAGCUUAUGAAUCAAGAAGCUCCUGAGAUUCAAAAAGAGGAAGUUAUCAGGGGGGACUUCAACAGUAUAAUGAUUAACCUUCUUAACAAACGGGACACAACUGAAAAGGGGAUCAUCAUAGACAAGGAGGAGAGGGGUGACAUCAAUACAACAGUAAAACGGCUGUUCAACCAGGAGAUGGGAGAACAUGUACAAAAGGAGGAAAUAAUAAGGGGUGACAUUCAGGAAGCGAUAAACAACCUGUUGAAGAAGGAGGGGUCUACCAAACAUGGUAUCCUCAUUCAAGAGGAUGAGAAGGGUGAUGUCAGGAUGACCAUAUAUUCUCUUCUCAACAAAAGACAGCAAAACGGAAUUGAGAAAGAGGAUGUUGUCAGGGGGAAUGUGAGACAUACCCUCAAAAGACUUCUAUCCAACCCGGGUAGUCCUGAACUGUCUGCAAAAAUAAAAGUGAGUGACACAGAGAGAGGAAAUGUUAGCUUUUACUCAACCUGCAUAGAAUCUGGAGCAUUGGAUUAUCUCAAACAACUUCAGCGUGAGCCAGACGAGACUCUCCCAGAUAAGGAAGAGAAAGAGAAGAUUGUUGGUGGUGAUAUUGCAGGGACAAAACUAAUCCUGAAAAGGAAUCAAGCUCAAAUUGAACGUACAGUUACUCAGGAUGACAUUGUCCCUGGUAAUGUGCACAGUACAGUCAAGGUUUUCAUGACUGAGCCUGUGAAUGCCCUUGAUGGCCUACAGAAAGAAGAGAUAGUGAAGGGGGAUUUGAGAGCAACCCUAACUUCACUGACAGAGGCUAUAAACCAGACAGUGCUUCUUGAAAAAGAGGAGGUGGUCAAAGGUGAUAUACCGACAGCUCUGAAGUCACUUAUGGAUGCUCAAUAUCAGUUUAAGGAAAUUGAAAAGCCUGAUAUUGUCCCAGGUAAUAUCAGAGGAGCACUGAACUCUCUGGAAAAAUCAGCAAGCACAAAGGCUGAAAUUAUCAUUGAAGAUUUAGUGCCAGGUGACAUCAAAAGCACCCUAAAAUCACUGGAAAUGGCAAAGCGGGUGGUGAGAGAUGUGGAAAAAGAAGAGAUCAUUAAAGGUGAUAUUAAAACUGCAAUGCAGUGUUUGAGAGAUGCAUCUCAUGAGAAGAAGGUCUAUCAGCAGGAAGAGACAGUGCAAGGGAAUGUGAAAGGCACUAUACAACAGUUGCUGGAACUGCCUGCUUCACCCAAAAUACAAGAGCAAACUCCAGUUGAGAGAGAGGAGGUUAUAAAAGGUGAUGUUAAAGGCACAAUAAAAAGUCUGCUACAGGAGACACAGCAUAAUAGAAUCAAAAGCAGAAUUGAUAAUUCUAGGAGAAUCAAAGUACCAGUGAAAACUCCAUUACUUUCUCAGCAAGAGAUCCAUGAAUGCUCAAUUUUGACUAAAACAGAGGACGAGAUGGCAAGUCCGGUCCCUGCUGUUAAAAAUCUUUCUCAAAGUGUUGAAUCGCAGAACAGUAAACAAAAGCACACAAUCACUAAAUCAGUUCAAAGCAAAUCUUUAACCCAGGAUCAUUCGCUUACAACACAAUCCACAGUGAUCAAUAUUUCUCAUUCUUCACAGGAUACUAAUGUUAAAGAACAACAUGUGAAACAGAAAUUGCCAUUCCCUGGAUCCAUGAUCAUAAAGAAGAAAAAUGUGACCAAUCAGAUGACUGACAAUGCAAUGGCUUUAGGGGCAAAUGUGAUCCAAAAGCAAUCAGCCAGUACAAGCACCAGUACAGAGCACACACAGCAAAUUAGAACAGUAAAACAGGUGCAGACAGUCACUGAACACAAAACUGUGAGGGAAAAGCAUGACGUCAAGUUUCGCAAUCUCAACACAGGUCGGAGAGGCCUCAUCACAUUAGAUAAGAAGAAACUGAAACCAGACUUAUCGCCACCACCACUAUCCCCACCACCAUUAUCUGAGUCUGAAUUUCCCCUUCCACCUCCACCUCCACCAUUUGUAGAAUCUGAAAAUCUAACUCACCCUCAGUUUGUUAUGAGGCAGGAUAGUGACCUUCCUCCUCCUCCUCCUCCACCACCAGUUGAAUCCAUAUCAGAGCCUGAUCAUUUCCCUCCUCCUCCACCCCCCCCUGCAGCUCCAGUGGCAGCGCAAGACUGUCUACCACCCCCACCUCCUGAGCAGGAAUUGUGCUCCCUACCAUCUCAAACACCUCCAAUGUCUCCUCCAAAGGAAAGGAAAGUGUCAGUGGCAACCCCAAGGAAAAUAAAAUCCGGAAUUCCAUUGCCAAAACCACCGCAAGAAGUUCCUCGUCCACCAAGAAAGGUUUUUAUCCCACCAGUAAAACUACCUCCACCUGUUGAGCAACAACCCAUCAAACCAAAGCCAUACGCAAGGAAAUUCAAAACCCCACUAAUGUUGGCUGAAGAACGGUACAGGAAACAGAAAGAAGAAAGUGAGAAAAACAAGAAUGUCACAACAUCAGUUUCUCCUUUCAUUAAAGAGGAUGUCCAAACCAAAGUUGUUUUUGAAAAAGAUACCACAGAGAUCAUAACUAAGGAGGAAUCAGGAAAGAACAUCACAUCCAAUGUAAUUCAAGAGGAAAUGGAUAAUACUCUGACUAAACCCAGACCAGAAACAAUACUACAUAGUUCUUCGACACAUACAGGGCCCUCACAUAUUCCCCUCAGCAAGCCAGUUAUUACUCUGGUAAAUCAGAAACUGGCUGGAAUUUCUUCAACUAAACAGCACUUUACUUCUGAUCAGGAUUUCACACAGCACACUAAAUCCAUUUCUGACAAGACGUUUCAAACUGCCUAUUCGAGUGAACAACUGGCAACUUCAGUUUCUUCUUCUGCUAUUAAAGAGGAUGUACAGGCCAAAAAUGCUUGUGAAGAGGUUUCUGUUGAAAGAAUUUCAAAGGAGCAAUCAGAAAAAAAUGACACAUCUGAUAUUGUUCAGAAGAAAACCCAAAAGAUUCUGACUAAACCCAAACCAAAGUCAAUAUCACACAGUUCGUUCAUGCAAACAGUGCCCUCACAUAUUCCCCAAAGCAAACCUUUGAUCUCUACAAUAAAUCGGAAAUCAGCUGAGAUUUCCUCAAAUAAACCACUCAUUAUUUCUCAUCAGAAUACUUUAACCUCUGGUACACAUCACACAACAUGUGUUUCCUCGAUGAGGCAAGAAACUGUCUCUUCUAGUGAGCAACUGGUAACCUCAGUUUCAUCUUCUCAGCAUCACUCUACUACUAACAUUGAAGAACAGUGUUCUACCAGUGUUGCUGUUGCCACCUCUGAGCAUCUUGAAAAAGUUGUGCAAAUCGGUUCAAAUGAUAUAUCAGAAAUGGAUAUUUCAAAAGACUUUACAAAUCGACAAGGUGCUACAUCCCUGAAAAUGGAAGAUUCCAGGAAAAAUGAAAGACCUAUGAUGCAGGGAAUAGGUACAGUUCCUGUUCAGACAACCAGAAUUCCAAAAGUAACUCCUUAUUUCAAGUUGAAUUCACCUAAAAUGCCAAAAGUUGAAAAGACAGAUGAGAAAGAUGAAAAUAAGGAACACAGACAAGAAAACCAAGUUUCUCCCACAAACACACAGCUCUUAUGUCAAAAUAUGGAGGAAAACGUGUUCCAGGAAGAUUGUGUCAAGGUGGUUCAUGAAAACACCAAAAAGACAGCAAGCAGUGAGGUGAAACACACAGAAAUUGAACACAAAACAGAGGUACAACAAGAGCAAAAUCAAAAAGAGAAGGCCCCAGUUUCCAAGGAUGACAAGGUAGAAAUUCCAACAAAAAAAUUCAAACGGAAAUCAAAGAAGGAGAAGGAGAUGAGGCAGCAGACACAAGAAAGAUUCUCCAAGGAGAUAAUACCACCUGCUUCAGAAUCGGCAACUCAUCAGCAAGAGGAAACAAGUAUAGUUCAGACUAAAGCCCUUCGGGAAGAGCACAUCCAGGUCAAAGAAGAAAUCACCUUCACUGAAAGUCACACUCAACAGGCCACCAAACAGGUUCAGAAGCAGACCAAGUCUUCUAAAAAACAUAAAGGACAAACAAGCAAACAAAAUAUUCAAGAGAAAACAAAAGAUGAAAACAAGGAUUCACCAGUAAAAUUGACAGAUGAUCAAGCAGAAGGAGAGGUAGCCACUCAGCACACAACAGCUAUAGUUGAUGUUUCAGAAAGACGUAAAGAAGUCAAAAAGCUACUAAGUCACAUAAAAGAGUUGCAGUGUGCUUCAGGAAAAACAACCUCAGUAUCUGUGAAGAGGGUGCUUAACAAUGUUCCUGAGUGGUUGAUUGGACCAGAGGAAAAGGGGGAUUUAGAGGGAGUAGCAGUUGAGCAUAAUAUGCCAAGGCUAAAAGAGAUUAUUGCAUAUGUGCGAAAUUUAGCACAAGCUAAACUGCUGUAUUUAGAUGAAAACAUUGCUUCCAUUGAAAAGGAUGAAAGUGAAAUCUGUCAAUCUGAAAAGAAAGUUGUAGGUGGAAUAAAACAAACAAUAUCUAAAAUGAGCUCUGGCUCUGGUAAACGUAAAAACAAGAAGCAAGCUUUGGGUGAGGUAAAAACAGAUGAGCCCAGAUCUUUGUCACCCUCACUAGAACAGGAAUCUCCUUUACCCAGCCUCACCACCAGUGAUUCCGUAACUGAUUCACCUCUCUGCAAGUCUGACAGGCACACAUCCCAGGCAGACAAAGACAUGUCUUCAUCAACAUUUAACCAGUCUGAUGAGGCAUCUAAGCCUCAUCAGACUGCUAAAACUGAUGCUGCAGUCAAGAGUCCUGAACGGGAGUCCUCCCCCCCUUUAACCCCACAACCUAUCGAGGUAACUGUGCAAAUUUGUGAGACUGCAGAACGUCCACAAAUAAUCCAUGAGGAAACUGACCUAUCUGAGAAGCAUGUAGCAUGUGGGUCAGUGAAAAACAAGAAAGUCUUCUUUGAAGAAGCUCAAAAGGCAGAGGUGAACAGGAGUUAUGUACGGAAGGAUCCCAUUGAUAUCCCAGAGCGUUUGGGUGCAGACAUAGAGGAGACUGAAGGCCAGGAGAAAGGGUUUGAGGAGCCUCCAUGGGUUGACCUCUUGGGACUUGUUAACAAAUUUGAAUCAUCGGCUCAAACACCAGUAAUAAGCAAGAGCCAUGUACGCAAGGAUCCUAUUGAUAUUCCAGAACGCUUGGGUCCAGACAUGGAGGAGUCUGAAUUGGAAAACAAAAUGGACAAAGAGCAGGAGGAGCCUCCAAGAGUUGACUUGAUGGGACUUGUUAACAAAUUUGAAUCGCCAGCUGAAAUGUUAGAAAUGAACAAUACUGACAUACAUAAGGAUCCUAUUGAUAUCCCAGAGCGACUAGGUUUUGAUGAGUUUGACACUGAGAGCUCAAACAAAGAAUGUGAGGAGGUUACAAAAGUUGACUUGCUUGAGCUUGUCAACAAGUUUGAAUCACCUGCUCAAAUGUCAGAAGUAAGUAGGAGCUAUAGUUGGAGUGAUCCUACUGACACCCCAGAGCACUUCAGUCCAGAUAUGGAGGAGUCUGGAAAAGAAAAAAAACAAGAAAAAGAGCAGGAGGAGCUUCCAAGGGUUGACCUUCUGGGACUUGUUAACAAAUUUGAAUCACAGGAACAGAAGGUAUAUGUUAGAAAAGAUCCAAUUAUAAUACCUGAGAGACUUGGGAGUGACACAGAAGAAGAAGAAAAAACAACUGACGUCGGAGAAAUUCCUGUUUUUGACAUUAAGGCUAUUAAAACAUUCUUUGAAGAGACUGAUCAAAGUGUUCACAUCAAGGAACAAAAAAUUAAACAGGAGAAGCAGGAUUUGGAGGUGGGUGAAAUCAUGAAGGAUGGUUCGGAGCAGAUGAACAUUUUGGGACAACACAGAGGAUUCCAGCAGAGCUCUCCACUGCCUGUUCAAACGGAAAUUAUGCCUGGGGAUUCAGCAGAACCAGUGGGGUUUUCUGAAACUAAGUCAAUCACAGAGCACUUCUCAGGUCUUGAUGAGUUUGGCAACAAGAUAAGUGGAUCAAGAAGUGCAAGAACUGUCUCCCAGCACUCAGAGAGUACCACAACCCAGCAGGACCUUCCGUCGUAUGCGGACAUAUUAAAAAGGAAAAUUUCUGAGUGUGAAGACUCUGCCAACGCCUCUUGUGAGGAACUGCCAAAAACCUUCCAGAAGACUUGUACAGAGAGUGAGAGUGUUUUCACGAGUCUAAAGUAUAGCAGCUCGGAGGAAAGGACAUCAGAGAUAGUGUCACACAAGGAAGAGACUGUCAUAUCUGAAGGUUCGAGUUCUCGAGUCAGAACUGUGCAGGGUGUGUCGGAAGAGGGUCUAUCCCAUGGAGUCGGUGAUUGCGGACAAACAGAAUUUCCAUAAAUCCUGUUUCCGCUGUGAGCACUGCAGUAGUAAAUUAAGCCUUGGCAACUAUGCCUCCCUCCAUGGACAUACAUACUGCAAGCCACAUUACAAACAGCUUUUCAAGUCCAAAGGAAAUUACGAUGAGGCAUUUGGACAACCUCACAAGGAGUUAAGGAGUUCUAAAAAUCCAAAUAAU